UGCGAAGCAACGUGUAAACAAAUAUAACGUAUUUCACAACAUUAACCUAUCUGAUCAAUAACACUAGAAGUUUCUUUGAUUGUAUAAAAGCAAAUAACAUUAUACUGCAAACUUAUAAUACAUACAACGAUAGAAAGGAAAGAAUUACUAUGGAUAACAUUUACCAACGUUUGAUUCCAUUUAUUGAUUACCUGGAACAAUUGUUUUAUUAAAAGGAAAGGAUAUUAUAAAUAUUAUAACAAACGAGGACUGCACAAAAUUCGUUUUUAAAAGUUUUGAAUAUAUAAAUCAACUUCACUGCUUAAUAAAAGCAAAUAAUGGUAAAACUAUAUAUGCUACUGAAAUAAGCUAAAUGAAAAAAAAAAAUCAUGAAUUUUUAGUCAAAAGUGAUGAAUUUGCAACAGCCACAACAACAACAACUACUUCCAGACGUACCAUCAACAAAUAUAAAACAAUUAAUUCUUCGCAAGGGAAUUUAUCUGGUAGUGUUUCCGGGGAGUUCGUCGAGCUACUGUUGUACAUGUCAGGAUGUGUUGAUACAUAGCAUUUGGAAGUGAUAAUAAUUUUACGUUUUAGUAUCUAGUCGGAAUUAACCAAACUGUUUUUAUACAGUUGGACACGGCUGGUUGUGUUAGCAUUUUCAUGUGGAAUAUUUGAAUGGCACUUUUCUGCGUUCCAGUUCAUUCAUUUCAUUAUUACAACUUGAUGUUGCACGACUCAUAGGUACAGUGGUGAAGAGCACAUACUUUAUGUGUCAAGCCGCCCUAUACAUAAACAUUGAAUGUAAUAAAACGAAAACAAAGGAAACCCGGUAUAAUGAAAUAAAAAUGAAAUUGGAACAGAAGAUGAUAUUGAAACCUGCGAACCAUCAACUUUAGAUGAAUGUGUCAAAACUUCAAAAAACCUAGAAGAUAUCGGAUGUUGACUUUUUAGAAAUUAUUAAACCACAUUGCGUAAUUGUUCUCACUGAAACUGAAAAACUCUCAUUAUAAUUUAGAUAUUGAAGGUCACUGUGCAUAUCAUUUAUAUGGAAAUAAGUCUCCUAACACCAAAAAGGGACGAUAUAGUGGAGGCAUUUCAGUUUAUUAUAAGACAUAUUUACGUGAUAAAAUACAAGUUGUUGAUAAACAUCAAUGUGGUAUUUUUUGGCUAAGGAUAUGUAAAAGUUUGUUUCAUUUCAACUCUGACGUUUAUCUAUGUUGUGUAUAUGUUCCACCUCACGAUUCAACAGUAAUAAAUCGUGCUGAAAUUGAUAUAUUUGAACAGAUAGAAUUAGGAAUUGAAAAGUUUAAGGCCCCAGGAAAAAAAUUUCUGAAUGGCGGCUUUAACAGUCGCACAGCAGAUGAGUCUGAUUUUAUGCAUUUUGACAGAUUUUUGGAUACAAGUAAUAAAUUAGAAGUAAACUUAUUUACUCUUCCUAGAAGUAAUGUAGAUAAAAUCUUAGAUGUACAAGGAAAACGUUUAAUUGAACUUUGUAAAACGAUCAGUCUUUUGAUAGGUAAUGAGCGCUUAAAUGAUAGUGAUUUCACAUUUUUAAUGUAAAUGGUCAAAGUGUUGUAGAUUAUCUUUUAUUAAAUCAAACAGACUUUGCACUCGUACAGCAAUUUGAAAUAUUGCCAAUUACCGAAUUUUCAGAUCAUUGCGCACUUCAUGUUUGCAUAGAACGUAGAAGCACACCGAAUGUAUCACGUGUCGAGAGUACCGCGCAGGAACUAUUUAUCUCGUGGGAUGAUACGACCAUUAACACAUUUCGAUCGAAACUACUUGACAAUAGUUUAAUACUUGAGCGCCUUAUUUCAGAUUUGAAUAACAAUACGGUCGAUGAUACGGUGCGGUCUUUUACUUUAAUUAUGCAAGAUAAUGCAUUCAGCGUAUUUGGAAAAACACGUUCAUCAAAACCAACUGUUGAUUUAAAUAAUGAUGGUAAAAAGAAAUGGUUUAAUCAGGAUUGCUUCCUGGCACAUAAAAAAUUUAAUAAAGCUAGAAAUUCUUUUUUUUUGAAAUAGGUCAGUUGAAAACAAAACGGCCUUUUUAAAUUCAAAAAGACAAUACAUGAAAUUAAAGAAAAGGCAUAAGCGUAUAUUUCAACGUAAAGAAGGCGAGCGUUUAGCAAAUCUAGCGAAAUCGCAACCAAAACGCUUUUUGGAAAAAUGUAAAAUCGCAAUAUAAAGCUGUUUCUAAAGAUUCACAAAAUGUUACAGUUGAUUCUUUAUUUACACAUUUUCAUAAUUUGUAUAGCUCUAAUGCACCAAAUGAUCGUAAUAUUGGUGAUAAUAUGACAUUUUUCUGAUGUACAUGUUUCUGAUAACGAUCUAGACAAAGACUUCUCGGAAACUGAAGUAAAAAAAUGCAGUAUUUGCUCAGAAUAAUUCUAAAAGCCCAGGGACCGACCAUUUAAUAGCGGAAGUGUUUAAACAUCCGUUUGAUAUUAUAUCUCCACUUCUUGUUAAAACUAUACAAUAAAAUAUUUACCGACGGUUCAUUCCCAGAAAGUUGGAGCGAAGGUAUUAUUAUUCCAAUAUUUAAAGGGGGUGCUCCGGAAGCUAAGAAUUUCCGAGGAAUCACUUUAAAUAAUAUUAUAUCAAAAAUAUAAUCAAAACUUCUUGUAACACGGCUCACAAUCUGGGCUGAUAAACACCAAAAGUUAGUAGACAAUCAGUUUGGAUUUCAAAAGAAUACAUCUACUAUUGAUUGUAUUUUUAUUUUGCAUGCUCUCAUAUCUAAGAGUCUAGCAAGUAAAAAGAAAGUAUAUGUAGCCUUCUUAGACUGGGAGAAAAUGUUUGAUAAAAUAGAUAGAGUUUAUUUGUGGCAAAAAUUGCUAAAUGCGAACGUAAGCACAAAGUUUAUUCUAGCAAUUAAAUCAAUGUAUUGAUCAGUUAAGUCGUUUAUACGUUACAAAUCAACAAACUCAGACUUUAUAAACUCGACCAUGGGGGUAAAACAAGGCGAUCCGGCCAGUAGCAUUUUAUGUCUUUUCUUUUUAAACGAUAUAGUUAAUAACGUUAAUACAAAUAUUGAUGGUAUUUUGAACAUUGAUGACUUACAGUUAUUUCUACUAUUAUUUGCCGAUGGCGCAGUUGUAUUUGCACACGACCCAAAUUCUUUACAGUCUAUGUUGAAUGACAUAGAAGAAUAUAGUAACUUAUGGGGUCUACGUCUUAAUGUGAACAAGACCAAGGUAAUGAUCUUUGAAAAGGGUCGACAUACUCAUUUUGGUUUCUACUUGUAUAACAACCGCAUUGAACUUGUAGACGCAUUUAAGUACUUAGGCGUAUAUUUAUAUAAAAACGGUAAUUGGAAUCGUACACAAAAAAGAAUUGCCCAACACGGUUCGUAUUCAUUACACAACCUUUUUGUAGUAUGUAACCAGCUAGAUCUACCAAUAUCACAGAAGUCUAAACUAUUUGAUUCAUUGGUUGCUUCUACGUUAAAUUAUGCCGCAGAAAUCUGGGGUAAUCAUUUAGGACCGUACGUCGAACUUAUACACACAAAGUUUUGUAGAAAAGUACUAGGUGUUAAGCGUUCUACGAAUUUAAGUGCGCUGUACGGAGAACUUGGUAGAGUUCCGAUGAGUAUAAAUAGAAAACUUAUCAUGAUUAAAUACUGGGUUAAGUUACUAACAUCUAAAGAAAACUCAAUACUGUUCAAAACUUAUAAGAUGUUAAAAACUGAUGUCGACCAAAAUAAUACAUAUAGUAAAUGCAACUGGGCAUUUCAAAUCAAACAUCUACUCGAUGAGUGUGGUUUGUCAUAUAUUUGGCAAAAUCAAUUUAAUAUGCUGAUUAACUAUAAUAGUAUAAAUCAAAGAAUACUUGAUAUGUUUUAUCAAAGCUGGUAUGGAUCUAUUAACAACUCCCGACGCUUAGAAACAUACAAUACUUUAGAAUAUAAUUUUGAGUUUGAAAAAUAUCUAGAUUUUAUAAAAGGUAAAAGAUUCAGAAUGGCUUUAACAAGAUUUCGAACGUCGUCUCAUGACUUGGCUAUUGAAAAGGGUAGAUAUACAAGUAUGCCAAGGAAUGAAAGAAUUUGUAAAAACUGCAAUUUUGGACAAAUAGAAAACGAAUAUCACUUUUAGAUUACAUGUAAUAAGUACAAGGAUUUAAGAAAAAAACAUUUGAAACACUACUAUUAUACUUGACCUACAUUACAGAAAUUUACCAAUUUGUUAAUGUCAGAUUCUAAAACAGUGUUAAAGGUUUAUCGAAAUAUUUAUAUUUUGCAAACUUAUGUAGAGAAUGAACAUGUUGUCAGCUCCGUCGCAUGAAUUCAGUCUAACCUAUAUUUCACUAUUACUGUGUAGUUUAUACUCCUUGUAAAUCCAGUCUUCAGCUUAUAUAUAUAUAUGUUUUUGCUAUAAGCAUAUAAUUGUAUGUUUAAUGCAAUAAACUAUUUGAGUUGAGUUGAAUAUAGUUGAUAAUUCAUGUAACAAAGGUUGCGUUUUAAAGAAAUAUUAUCAAAAAAGGAAGGAUUUAUAAAAAAACACUAACAAAGCAUGGUAUCUAUCAAACACGUAUUUCAAGAAUUACGUAGAUAAAUGUUGUACAAACAACUGAAUCUGUUCAACCGUAGCAGUAUGCCAUACUUAUACGCUUGCCUGAAUGUUAUGAUAUUUUCAUGUAGUUAAAAUCAUUCAACCAUAUGAUUAUGGUGUAAUCCUACGCAUGACUGAAUGCUAUGAUAUUUUGAUGUUAUUGAAAUCAUUUAACUGUAGGAUUAUAGAAUAAUCAUACGCAUGGCUGAAGAUAGCGGUAUUAGUAAUGUGUGAAUUAGGAAAUAAUUAUUUGUUCAUUAUGUUCUUUACAUUAUUAACUCUCAGUAUUUUAUACAAUAAAUCAUAAAUGUUUAUACCAUCUAGUAACAUUUUUAUAAAAUAUAAAUGAGUUUACAGAAUAAAAUAUAUCGUUUGAAAGAAACAAUAUACUGAUAAUUUAAACCCUCAAUAUGUUAAAACGAAAAACGGGAGAAUUUUGCUUAAGGCAGUUUGUUCUUCUUGUGGCAGAAAUAAAUCUACGUUGGUUAAAAGUACAACAGGAGGUAAUUUAGAUAUUCAUAAAGCAAUAUUACUUUUAUUACCUAAGAAAGGUUUAAAACUUCCAGGUUAUAACUAUUGUGAGUUGGAAAUGACAUGUCAGUGACAAUAAUUGACUCAAAAUACAUUUGUUUAUAAAAAUCCUUAAGGCGAUGAAACGGAGCAUUUUAAAAUUGAUGAAACAAUUCUGAGUUGUUGACUUACUUUUUUUCAUACGUCAUUAAAAAAGAAGUUUAAAAAGACAUGUUUAUAACUUUAUCACAGACAUACAGUAAAAGAAUAGAUCUAAUUAAUUAUACAAAUAACGCGGUUAAAAAUUUUAAAAUGUUUUAACUCGCAGCUAAUAAUAUAAAAUCUCAAUAUGGUUUGCAACUCGGCAUCAAAAAAUAGUACUUUGUCGUUUUUGACAGAAUAAAAGUUUUACAGGAUUUGUUGGGAAUUGAUCUCGCAUACUACUGACACUAGACAUAAAAUUUCAUUUCAACCGUCGUGCGUACCGAUUGCUUCACCGAGACUUGUAUACUGUAUACAAACUACGUCAUAAUUUUUACAUAAAAGAACUAUCUAUAUAUGUCUACUAGUUGUGCUAUGCAUGAGUUAUAUUUCUUGUCUCUAUAACAUUUAUGUAAACAAUAACAAUAACAAUUUUCUUUUUAAUUGCACUUUAUUCUUUCUUUUGGAAUGCCGCUUAAACAAAAUCAACUUGCAUAUAAUCCCGAAAUACAGUUCGAGUAGAUCUAAAACAUGUAACUGAUAAUUAAAAUGUCUAGAUCUACUUUCAGUUUCACUUUUUCAUAAAACUCGCCUUUACGUAUGCUAGGGUUUCACCUGGCGGGGAUUACUAUUAUUUACACUGUCUUGUGACUUUAGAACAUGGUGGGGUUAAG
Molecule: messenger RNA, 5916 nt
Organism: Mercenaria mercenaria
Lineage: Eukaryota; Metazoa; Mollusca; Bivalvia; Venerida; Veneridae
Exons: 2
Coding region: 2930-4075 (381 amino acids)
Source: RefSeq, a predicted model, not a curated record